This is a messenger RNA of Sclerotinia sclerotiorum 1980 UF-70, 324 nucleotides long. RefSeq lists its product as hypothetical. The coding region runs from base 1 to 324 and encodes 107 amino acids. The transcript has a single exon. Lineage: Eukaryota; Fungi; Ascomycota; Leotiomycetes; Helotiales; Sclerotiniaceae. The record is from RefSeq and is a predicted model, not a curated record.
AUGUCCGCACGAGUCGGCUCCACAUCAGAUAACGCACUCGGAGGCUGGUAUAGCUAUAGAGCUUCGAAAGCCGCUGUUAAUUCACUAACGAAGACGUUUGACAAUUUCCUCAAAAUGAGACAUGGGGAUAAUGCAUUGGCUAUUUCCUAUCACCCCGGGACGGUAAAGACGGGCUUGUCCAAGGAUUUUUGGGGUGGUGUUAAGGAGGGGAAGUUGUUUAGUCCGGAGUUUGCGGUGGAGAAGAUGUGGGCUGUUGCAACGACCAAAGGAAUCGAGAGUAGGGGGAGAUGUUGGGAUUGGCGAGGGGUGGAGAUUUUGCCUUAG